AUGAACAAUGUGGAAAAUAAUAAUAAUAAUAAUAAUAAUAAUGACAAUAAUGGUAAUAAUAAUAAUGGUAUUAUUAAUGACAAUAAUAGUGAUAAUUAUUUGAAUCGAUUGAAUGUUGAUCGGAGCGAGAAAAUUAGUUGCCAUAGUCAUAGAGUUCAUGGUGGUUAUCUUAGGGGGCCACACCCCGGGCCUUUGACCUAA
Schistosoma margrebowiei is the source of this 201-nucleotide messenger RNA. Lineage: Eukaryota; Metazoa; Platyhelminthes; Trematoda; Strigeidida; Schistosomatidae. The record is from the annotation of a GenBank genome assembly.